UCGGGAUAAAAGUUCGGUUCCGAAUGCCAUCCGAUUCGUCGCCUGUAACGAUUCGAUUCGAUCCCCAAAUCCCACCCGAAACCGAAACCCUAAUCUCCGCUGCGCCCUUUUCCUCGCCUCCCGCUUUCUCCCCGAUAUCCUUCUAAUUAGGGGGUUCGAUCGCAUCCUUCGAGGGUCGUAUCCAUCUUCCUCCGGAGCUCCGAUUAGGCCUCCGACUUUUGUUUGGGUUUCGUCAGGAGUCCGGCACGGUUUCGGUUUCGAAUCAAUCGACGUCGUUCUUUCGAAGCGGAGUUGGUGAUCGAUUAUAUGCAUAGUCGACAAUGAUGGAGGCCAACGAUAGCAAUACUAUCGCUGUUCACAAUCCAAGAGCCCGGAAGUUGAGAUCAUUGGUUUGGAAUGAUUUCACUAAGGAGCGCAAGGCAGACGGGAGCUACGUCGCCAUAUGUAACCACUGCAAGAAGCAGCUCACGGCAAGCAGCCGGAGCGGGACGACGCAUCUGAAGAACCACCUGGUGAUCUGCACAUCCACCAAGCGGAUCAAACGCAAGAAGCUGGUCGUCCGCCGGCUCGUCCUCAAGUCAACCGAUGCCAAGAGCGAGGAUGCUGUGAGUUCCGAGCACUCUCAUUUUGAUCAGGAGUCGAGCCGCCAAGACCUUGCCCGCAUGGUCAUUCUGCAUGGUUACCCAUUCAACAUCGUCCACCACGUCGGCUUCAGGACCUUCAUUAGGAACCUUCAACCGAUGUUUAAAUUGGUUUCUGCGGACGUCGUGAAGGCAGAUUGCAUGAAGAUAUACGAGAAUGAGAGGCUCAGGUUGCUUGAAGUGUUAGACAAGCUACAUUCUCGAAUUAGCCUCACCAUCGACGUGUGGAGGUCAAUCGAGGAUGCAAAGUAUGUGUGCUUGACGUGCCACUAUGUUGAUAAUGAUUGGCAGCUUCAGAAGAAAAUUCUUAACUUUUUUCACGUUGGGUCUUUGGAAAUGGGCCAAGAAAUCAGCAAGACCAUAUUGGAGAAGUUGCUGGAGUGGAAUAUAGAUGGGAAGCUAUGUACCAUAGUACUAGACAAUUGUGGCACCAGUGAUUUGGUGGCAAGUGAGCUUCUUGGAUACCUUCGUGUGAAGGGCUUUCUCAUCUCAAAUGGUGAAAUGUUCUAUGCUCGUUCUGGUGGACAGUUGCUGAAUAUUGUCGUCCAGACAGCUCUUGAUUCGGCUUGUGAGAUCAUCGGUAGAAUUCGUGCUUGCGUGCAAUAUGUAAAAUCCUCACAUGAAAGACUAGCAAGAUUUCAGAAAGAUGCAGAGCAAAUGGGCAUUCCACAAAAGCAAUUAGUUCUUGAUUCUCCAGCUAGUUGGCCCUCAACACACUUAAUGCUUAAAACUGCUUGCCAGUAUCAAGAGGCUUUUAAACACUUGGCAGAAUGUGACAUAGAGAGUAUAGACUUUCCUUCACCCAAGGAUUGGGAUGAUGUUAGAGCUAUUAUUGAUUGUCUAGAAGUGUUUUAUGAUGCUAUGGAGAAAUUUUCAGCCACAAGAAUCCCAACUGCCAGUCUAUAUUUUAAUGAGAUGUGUGGUAUUCAUUUUCUCUUGAAGACCCGGUACAAGAGCCCACAACCUUUUAUUGCAUCAAUGGCCAAAGAGAUGCUCGAGAAAUUCGAACAGUAUUGGGAAUUCAACAGAAUGCUUAUGGCGAUUGCUUCUGUUUUAGAUCCUCGAUAUAAGAUGAAGUCUGUAGAAUACUUCUUCACAAAAGUUUUUGAUGACUCAUCUGAAGCCAAGACAAGGAUCGACAAUGUUCAUGACAGCUUUAUAAAUCUUUACAAUGAAUAUAUAGGCCAGUCAGCUAAUUCUUUAAAAAGUCAAGCCUUCUAUAGUGGGACUAGUGGUGGCUAUAGUAGUGCUGAAUUUGGAAAUGAUGGAGAAUGUAAAACAUCUCACAUUACAUUGUCUGAUACACAACGUGGAUUAGAUCAAUAUCUUAAAGAGACAUCAUCAGGUCAUCCAGCAAGAUCUGAUCUGGAUAUGUACUUGGAGGAAGCUGUUCAUCCCUCAAACAGUCCUGAUGACAAUUUUGAUAUCUUAGCUUGGUGGAAAUAUAAUGCUGCUAAAUAUCCUGCUCUUUCUAUGAUGGCCCGUGAUAUUUUGGGGAUUCCUAUUUCAGUUGAUCUAGUAGAUAGUGAUGCGAGAACAUUAAAUCAGUAUCUGAGUUCAACAGAUCCAGUAACUAUAGAAUGCUUGAUAUGUGCACAAGAUUGGAUAGGAAAUGAAACAGAGGUGUCACCGGUGGAUGCCCUUGCACUUGUUUCUUUGGAGGGCAAUGGUGAUGAGGUCAUGGUACCUGCUGGUGGUGACUAGUUCUUCCAAUGUGUAGUAGAAGAUAUUGCAUGGUAGAUCAUUCUGGCCGAGCAAACUCUGGUUAUUCCAAUCAAUGAAGAGAGUCAUGGCAUUUUUCUAUACAAUCAUGGUUGAAGAUUGCCUAUUGAUGGAUCCUCUGAUUGGUGUUCAAAGUUGUACUAAAAGUUUGACUUGCACCCAUUUUUCCUGUAUUUUCAAUUAACAUCACUGAACUUAGAUAUUAUAGAAUUUCUUCAUGAUCACUCGAGUCUGAAGGCAUAACCCUACGAGUCUUGUUCGCUUGUUAUGCAGGAACCAUAGCAUCUAAAUGCGGCCAAAAAGACUUAACGCUAAUCCAUAUUAUUGUCUCCGCAUGCUGAGCUAUGAAGCUAAAGCCUGUAUUCCUUCUCCACUCUUCUUCGUGUGUCAAGAGAAUUAGUCUGGAUAUUGUGUCUUGCUGUGCUGACUAUUCUGGCGCUAUUAAGUAAAUGUAUAGACAUGCUUUCCUAACUUGCAGAGUAUCGAACAAUGUUGAGUUGUACAAUCUGCACCAUUGUUUUGUAUCUCUGCAAACAUUGAUGAAAGAUCGAUCACUGAUGUGAACUACUCACUAGCAGAAGAACCAGUCAAGUGGAAUUUGCGUGCUGUUGCCGAUGAAGCUCUGCGACAUCUUAUUUCCUAGUUUGCUGGAAGCUGAAUAGGUAACAUGGAUGGUCUUCUCCGUUGAGUAUUGCUGGAACAAAGGCCAUCUGUUGGUAGCUUUCUUCUUUGCAUUUAUUUCAGUGGAUAUGUUAAAGAGGGAUCUCCAUUCAAUAGAUAAAAGAUGUGGAAUUUUGACC
Molecule: messenger RNA, 3163 nt
Organism: Musa acuminata subsp. malaccensis (wild Malaysian banana)
Lineage: Eukaryota; Viridiplantae; Streptophyta; Magnoliopsida; Zingiberales; Musaceae
Product: zinc finger BED domain-containing protein RICESLEEPER 1
Molecular function (GO): DNA binding; protein dimerization activity
Source: RefSeq, a predicted model, not a curated record